AUGGGGCCCCCCUGGGCCCCUGGUGGGCCCCCAUCUGGGGCUGCAGCAGCAGCAGCAUCAGCAGCAGCAGCAGCAGCAGCAGCAGCAGGUGUUGCUGCUCGUUCCUACCUCGAAACUGGUGAUGAAGAAGAGCAGCAGCUUGCUGCUGCAGUGCAGCAGCAGCAGCAGCAGCAGCAGCAACAACAACAGCAGCAACAGCAACCGUGGCCCCAAGAACUGCUGUUACACCAUCAGAGCUAUCAGCAGCAGCAGCAGCAGCAGCAGCAGCAGCAGCAGCCCAAGCUGGAUCUUAUUCUGGUGCAGCCGCCUCGCUAUGAAAAGGAAACAGCAGCAGCAGCAGCAGCAAGUGCUGCUGCUGUUGCUGCUGCUGCAGGUUCUCAGGUUGAUGCUGACAGGAAAGAUGAUGCGGCAGCAGCCGCAGUUGCAGGCGACGCUGCAGCAGCUGAAUCGGGGGGGUUAGAAGAGCAGCUGGCGCUGCUGCGGGUUGCUGCAGCAGCAAAAGAUGCAGCACUAAGCGUAGAGAGACAGCAGCGGCAGCAGCUGCAGCUGGAGCUGGCUGAGGCACGUAGGGAUCUGCUGCAGCAGCAGCAGCAGCAGGAGGAGCAGCAGCAGCAGCAGCAGUUUCUGCUGCCUCAUCUGGGUGUUGGUGUUGAUAUACAGCAGACACAGACACACAGGCUGCAGCAGCAGCUGCUGCAGAAGGAGCAGCAGCUGCGAGGCCUUGCUGCAGCUCUUGAUAGCUUCAGGGCGCAGAGUAGAGCAGCAGCAGCAGCACUGCAGCAGCAGCUGCAGCAGGCAUUUGAACGGGUGGCAGAGGUAUGCUGCUGCUGCAGAAGCUGA
Eimeria mitis is the source of this 840-nucleotide messenger RNA. RefSeq lists its product as uncharacterized. The record is from RefSeq and is a predicted model, not a curated record. The transcript has 4 exons. Bases 1 to 840 code for a protein of 279 amino acids. NCBI's taxonomy places the organism in Eukaryota, Apicomplexa, Conoidasida, Eucoccidiorida, Eimeriidae.